AUGUCGAACGAUCGCACUUCUCCCAUCUCUGUUCCCAACUCCGGGAACCGCCAGCGCCGGGGUUCCAUCGCUGAUAUCUUCUCCAAGUCGAGCAAUACCAACCAAACCAGCCAGGCCAAUCAAGGCAACCAACGCCGGCUGUCCAUCAGCACAUUGGGACUCUCAGGAUCCCCUACCCAAACAGCCUUUGGAAACCAGAACCUCCGCCGGGGCAGCAUCUCGAGCUCACUCGGAUCUGUCCCCAACGCCGAAGACGCGAUUGCGGAGGAUACAGAGGGAUCCCCCAACUCGCAAUUUGCGAGACGGGUCUCCUUUGGUGCGCAGGCACUCCGUGAUGCACGUGGAAGCACAGGCAAUGGUAGACACUACCCCCCCUCCCUGCCAAAGCCGCGUUCUCCCCCCGCUGGCUCUGCCCUCAGUGCUGCCCGAUCUCCCGCAAGUACCUCAACCUUAGCUCAGGAUGAGAGAUCUAACGCAUCGCGGCGACCAACAGGCGAAGGCUUCAACUGGUCCGAGGCUCUCCGGUCCCGCGCCGAACGAGCUCCCUCGCUCGGUUCUCCAGUCUCCCCACAGGCCCAACAGCGCCAGUCCGGCUACCACCAGCGUGCCGCGUCCAUUGCCUCCAUGGAGCAACCCGGUCGGGAAAUGCCCCGACAGGCCAAGCAGAACAAGCCCGACUUCUUCCAGGAGAAAAUCCUCAGGGGCGACUUUAUGGAAUAA
Molecule: messenger RNA, 720 nt
Organism: Penicillium antarcticum
Lineage: Eukaryota; Fungi; Ascomycota; Eurotiomycetes; Eurotiales; Aspergillaceae
Exons: 1
Coding region: 1-720 (239 amino acids)
Source: RefSeq, a predicted model, not a curated record